GGGGGCUCCCCGAAGCCUCAGGAGGCCUGGCCGGAGGGGAAAGGGCUGCCCCGGCGUUGCCCCGCGCGCCGCACCCCAGCCCUGGGGCCGGGUGGCUGGAGCGUCGCGGCGGCUGCGAGGUGCGGGCCAGGCCCUCGGGGCGACGCGGUUCGCGGCUGGUGCGGAGCUCGGUGCGCGCUGCCGUCCGGCCCCUGCCGGCUGGAGCUGGGCGGCGGGAACGAGCCCAGAGGAUGGUUCCCGAGCGCGGCGUGCGGGCUCCGGCCUCGCAGCUGGCGGUGCAGGCGGGAAGCCGCCGCCUCGGAGCGGGUCCCCCAGGAGCCCGGAGCGCAGAGGAGCCCCGCGCGGGCGGGUCCGGGGUUGAGGGCGCUUUCCCGGUGGCUCCUGAUGUUGCGGUUUCCCGCUGACGCUGGCUCCUCGCUGCUCGCCUCCCCGGCGGAGCGCCGCAUCUGCCCGGGCCGUCCUCAGCCGGACGCGCUGCCCUCGCCCUGAGUUCGGGCUCCGCCCAGGUGCUGAGAGCGGCUCCUCCCAGAACCUGCCCCCGGCAGGGCCUUUCUGGCGUCAGAGGCCUGAAUCCGGACCUCGCGUGCCCGCACAUUCUCUUUCCGAAGGAACCAGACCCUCGGGCUCCUCAGGGAUUUCACGGCUGCCUCUGCAUGGGGGCGAGGAAAGCCCAAGCCUGCCCUUUUGACUAAGAGAAUUCAAAGUAUUCACACCUUCGAACUGCUCGGGGCGCCUGGCUGGCUGCGUCGUGGAGCCUGGGACUCUCCCCACUGCGGCCUUGAGUUCAAGCCCCCACGUUGGGCAUAGAGAUUACUUUAAAAAAAAACAUUUUUUUUUUAAAGCUAUAGUGUCGUCAUACACACGAGUUGGACAGACGCACAGAUGAAAAUGUUCAGGUAGAUAAAUGGGAUGGAAAACACGAUUCAAAGAAAAAUACAUCACUGGGUCAUUACCACCAAGGACAUCACAUUUUGGGGUGAGACAGCCUGUCAGGGAUAUGGUAGCCAUCACAGGCCACGAGAUACCUUCCUAGGAACGCUGUUCACAGGAAAUGCUGGAGGGUCAGAACGGAACCUGCCUUUGGAGCUUUUUCUUUUAAAAAGGAAGGCGUUUUCUCAGUCUUGUGGAGAUCUCUCACUAGCAGUUAAAGAGUCUGAAGUUUGUCCGGGCUUGACGCUGGGGUUCCUCUGAUUAGCACUGAGGGAAGAGGAGGGUGAGGAAUAAUACAGAAACAGAAGAGGAACUCAACAAAGGAACUAGGGGCUGUGACGGUCCUAAAAACACAGGGGACUGUUGGAUCCCAUCUGAGUUUGUGGUGGAAUUGGGUGCUGUUAGAUGGAGUUAGGGACCGGGAACAUCAGGUGUUCACAGUGUACGCAAGAUCUAGGUGUUUAAAGAGUGGGCUCUAGUUCAGGGCCCCAGGGAGGACUGGAGCCUGGUCAGGGAACAGGGAAUGGGGGCGGCGUUUCGUGGAGUCAGAGAGGCGUCUCUGAGAAGGACCCAUUCAGAGCUCCGAAGUGAGGGGCCAGCCCCAUGAACACCUACCCUUGGCCUAUUUCUGGAGUCAGCCAAGCACGGAGGCAGGAAGGACUGGCACAAGGAUUGGUGGCGUCCUCCCUCCGGCGCAGACUCCCUGCCCCAGAGCCCAGACCGCUCAUCACAAGCUCAGGAGGAUCAAGAGCUGUGACUAAAGCAAGAGCUUUCGGAAGAAGUGGGGCGACCGGCCCCUGGCCUUUCUCCUCAGCCUAUCCUGGCUUCCAGUGGCCCUUCCUCUCCCGGGAACAAAAAAAGAUGGAAAAGCCCAGGGGCAAAAAGAAGGCACAGACCCCAAAAGAAGAAGGAGAUUUGCUAAAGGACGCUCCCAAAGAAGAGAAAGCUUCUGGGGAGGAAAGGGCCAACCAGAGGACGGUGUCGGCGAAGAAGCCCAGGAAGGUUGGCCUGAGCCCUGGAGACGAGGAGCACGUGUUCGACGCCUUCGAUGCUUCGUUUCAAGACGACUUUGAGGGGGUUCCUGUGUUCGUGCCUUUUCAGAGAAAGCAGCCCUUCAAGUGCGGCGAGUGUGGCCGCGUCUUCAAGCACAAGACAGACCACCUUCGCCACCAGAGGGUUCACACGGGAGAAAAGCCCUUCAGGUGUGAGGAGUGUGGGAAGACGUUCCGGCACAGCUCCGACGUCACCAAGCACCAGAGAAUCCACACUGGAGAGAAGCCCUUUAAAUGCAGUGAUUGUGGGAAGGCCUUCAAUUGCGGCUCCAAUCUCCUAAAACAUCAGAAGACACACACCGGAGAGAAGCCGUACGCGUGCAAGGAAUGUGGGAAAACCUUUGCCUACAGCUCAUGUCUCAUUCGCCAUCGGAAGCGUCACCCCCGGAAGAAGCACUGAGCGAGGGGAAGCUGUGCCGUGUUGGUGCCGAUGGGAGCACAGCACACCUGUGCCUGGGCGUCCCCAUCGCCGUCUGGAAAAUCAAGCCAGUGAGGUAAGCAGGUGCUUGAGUGUGCGAAAGGCCUGGACCGAUACACCACGACAACGUGGGAGGGGCUUGUGGCCCCAGAGACGCUGGGGACACUAGCAGCUGUCUGGGACUCUGGAGAUGGCUGCUUGCGAGCGGCCCAGCACCUUCCAGGGCAGCCUCUGCCCUUGGCGUCCACUGUGGCUUCAGCCCUCUCGGCUCCCUUGAAGACUUGACUAUGCAGACUCCCGACCUGCCGGGUCAUGCCUAUGCAGCCUGGCGGGGGCCGGUGGCCCUGAGCUGGAGAGCUGUGCUCUGCGGUCAUGCCCACAGCACUGCACCAGACGCCUGCUGGCCCCACUCAGCUGGCCAUGGUGACAGUGGUUUGUGCUCUGGCUUCUCUCCUCGUGCAUCCCCGACCCGAUCCCCGGGAACCGAACCCCUUGUGCGUCCCCCUGGCCCAGGUGAGUGGCCUGACUCACCCAGGUGGGUCCCUCGGGACCUGCGUGCCGCCACCGUGGGAGAUUCCUGCCCCGGACACGUAGACGUCCCGAGGAUGUGAGGGCAGCUUCAAGCCGGCCCGCGUCUGCCACGGGGCUCUUCGGUUGUGAGGCCCUGCACCCUGCCCCCCGGAGGGCAGCUCUCCAGGUGGUCACAGACGCCAGAGGGCAGCUGCUCCCGGUGGAGGUGCUUCUCCAGGCUGGUAGGUGUUUGCUCCUGUUCAUUCUAUGAUGAUGCCUGAGCUGGCACCCCUCCCCGGCCCCAGCGCAGCCCUCCCGGCCGACUCGGCUUGCCCCAGGCGUGGCAGGAGAUCCAGGGGGACACACCGUGUAUGGUCCUCGAUGGGAAAGGUAGCUGCAGAGGACAUCACCGGGACGUUUAGCAAACUUCGUGUGCACACUGUCCACGGGGGGCAGAGCUGCACCAGUUUCCGGUUCCUGCUUGGACCGCGGUCAUCCCACCUGUCCUUGUUGGGAAGGACGCUCUCGAAGGUUUUCCCGGGGGUUUGCGGUCAUGCUGUCUGCGAUUUACUCUCAGACGUUCAGCAGAGAAUACAGGACCUGUGUUCGCUCGGAGCGCGACGAGGCAGAUGGCGCGCGUUGGUCGUUCCUGCGCCUGGAGCGGGUCGGCAGACGUCUUCUGUGAAGGGUCGGAUAGUGACCAUUCCUGGCCCUGCAGCCCUAAGGCGUCUGUCCCCGCUCAACUCCACUGCGGCAUGUGACCGAAGCCCCCACUGCACGAGCGAACGCGCGUGGCCGAGUUCCGCAGAAGCUGUAUGUGCAGAGACUGGCAGCCACCAGGCUGGGUGUUGUCGGGGAAGGACGCAUGAGAGUCGCCCGUCCCGUGCGCACGUCCUCCCAGACCCACUGCUGGGGGGAAGCCAGCGGCAGCAGACAGAAGGAGACCCUGAGAGGCCACCGAGGGGCCCCGAGCGGGUUGACAGGAUGGGUGCCCGGACACAGAACGACAGGUGGAGAUGGUGGCGGCAGGCACCCUGCUCUGGGCCCUGCAGGGUGGGCGUCCCAGCGGCGCAGUCGGCAGGCCGGCCUGGCCUCUCCAUCAGCAGCCAGGUAAUUCGUGUCCCUUUCUGGCUGUGAGAGCAGAUCACCCUGGUCAGGAAGCUCCUGAUGAGGUGUGCGGAAGAGUGAACCGUCCAGCCAGACAGGCCUGAGCCCCAGGAGGCCGUGAGGAGGGCGCAGGGCAAGCGGAGAGGACCUAACCCAGACAUCCUCUCCAUCUGGGGGCGCGGGGGCGGGGCUGGGCUGGAAAGCUCCGGGCGGUGGUGGGGGCGCUGGUGGGCUGGGUGACCCCCAGCAGGUGGGCAGGUGACCCCCAGCAAGUGGGCGGGGCGGUGUGACAGGUAAGCGGCACCUCCUGUCCCCUCGCAGAGCCCCGUGAAGGCAGCGAACACCCCGAGGGCCCUUCACCGGUUCCCCAACCUCCCUGAAGGCCACAGAAUUCACACCCAUAGCCCUGCUGCACCCAGGAGGGCAAUGCGGACACCACCUGCCUUCUAGGAAAGCGCUGCAGGCAGAAACCCCAGGCAACAUCAGGAACUUCCCCCAGCAUCCUGGGACUGUCCCAGAGAAAUGCCUUUUCCAAAUGGAAAACCUUCAGGGCACCCCCGGCUGAGCAUGGUUCUCAAAGCCCAGUGCCCGGGAGCACUUAGGGCCACGCCCACAGAGCACCUCAGCACCUGGCCCAGCUUGGAGGGCGCAGGAAAGACACCAGGCAGGCGGGGGGGCAUGGAGGACACUUGCGGAAGACCCAAGGGAGGUGACACGGAUCAUCCUUCAGGCUGGCGUCCUGUGAGCCGGGCCGGCAUCUGUCCCUACAGGCCUCCUGCCAGGCUCGAUCUGAGGGAAGGUGGCAGCCAGCGCUGUGGGAGAGUGGGCAGUAAGGGCCACGCAGCCGGUGGGGCUCUGCUUCCUCCUCCCCCUGCAAAUUGGGGAGUUGUCCUGUGACCGGGCCCACUGCAGUCCCGAGGAGGCUGUAGGCACCAGGGUGCUUCCUGGCCUUGAUUUGCAGUGGCCUCUUGUGUCCAUCCCUAGUCUGGAUACCAAGUGUGCUAGUCCUUUCCCCUGCAAGUGAGCGAGGCCCCAAGACACACCGCAGACAGCACAGGUCCGGACACAGCCCAGACCUCGGCUUCGGGGAGCUGACCCCCGGGUUCCCGAGUCCUGGUGCGCGUGGCACUUGGACGUUUGCUCUGGAGGUUCUCAGCCAUAAAGGAGGGGUAAAAGGGGUGUCCCCAAGGCCCAGGGAAGCAGUGUUGGGACCAGAAAGGGAAUGGACUGAAGGCCAGUUCAGGGUGGGACCAGCCGUGUGGAUGAGGGGGCAGACUCCGUGUCUCACACCCAAGGACACAGCUCUGCUCUGGAUGGGGGCCCGUGCCUCCUGGGACCUCUGUGCACUGAGCGUAGAGUUGGUGGUCUCCUGGUGUCACAAACUCCAGCUGCCUGUUCCACAAACCACAGGGUCCUCCCCUUGACCAGAGUCCUGCCAGGACCCAGACAGGGCCAUGGGGGCCUGGGGACACUGCUGCUGGGCUUGCCUGCCUGCAGCUGAGCGCCCCCCACCCCCGUGCCUCCUGCCCGGUGCCACGUGCGUGCCAGCACCGAGAUCCGCACGAGCUCCCUGUCACACUACGUGGGCCCCAGGUCCCUGCAGCCACCCUGUGGCCUUCUGGUUUUAACACGGGCGUGUGUCCUGGUGAGCUCGAGCACUCGGCAUUGGCGGCAGCGUCCUGGGAUCGUCCUCACGCCGCGGUUGGAGUGCGUCCACUGGGCUCUCGGCGCGCAGCUGCUGGUCCCCCAUGGGUGAAAAUGGGACUUUCCCAACAGAGACAUCUGAUGGACUUCGACUCUGUAAUCCCUUCACUUCCUUCAGUCCCCAGAGCGCGAGCACAUGCGCAUCUGGGGACACAUUCCAUUUCAGUUUAUCCGAGUUCUGUGGUUUACUCUCCAUGGAGCGCUGCCUCCAUCCUGACCGACGUUGCACUGGUUCUGGUUACCUUCCAGCCACCCUUCUCCCCAGCACAUGUCCUGUCCUGCUUGUGGAUAAUCUGUUUCCCCCCGUAAUAAACUCUGUUCUGACCCGUUCGCUGGGUCCUGCUCAUCUCUCUGCAGUUUAGGGGAGCAGUCGGGACUCCCCAGCGCCUGGUCACCUCCUCCAGGUGCGUCUCCUGGGGGCUGCCUCACAUGGACCAGACUCGUAAGAGACUGACAACCAGAGAUGGAAUCCGCUGGCUCAAGAUGG
This is a messenger RNA of Enhydra lutris kenyoni (northern sea otter), 6208 nucleotides long. Its product is annotated as ZFP41 zinc finger protein. Gene Ontology annotation, biological process: regulation of transcription by RNA polymerase II. The transcript is spliced from 5 exons. Gene Ontology annotation, molecular function: RNA polymerase II cis-regulatory region sequence-specific DNA binding; DNA-binding transcription factor activity, RNA polymerase II-specific. NCBI's taxonomy places the organism in Eukaryota, Metazoa, Chordata, Mammalia, Carnivora, Mustelidae. The record is from RefSeq and is a predicted model, not a curated record. Bases 1534 to 2382 code for a protein of 282 amino acids.